AUGUAUCAAAAGAAAGUAAUUAAUAAAAUACCAGGUGAUCUACCACCUCUUUCAAAAAAAGAAAGUCAAGGAUAUAUUGAAGAUUUAAGGAACAAACAAAAGAAUGAACUAGAAGAAUUAUUAGAAAGACAAAAUAAAAUCCUAAGUAAUAAAACAUUUGUAUUAAAGCUUCCAGACAAAGGAGAAAAAAUCAAAUCUUUUUGUGAUAGAAUAUUAAAGGAACUAGAACAUAGAAAUGAAGUUGAAAAAGCAGCAAAUCUUUUGUCAAAAUUAAAUUUAGCAUCUGAAGGUAAAGCUGCUAUGAAUGAAUUAGAGUGGACUGGUAAAUAUAAUGAAAAUAAAACUACUAUCAAAGUUAUAGAACUUGAUAGUGGUGAUGAAGAAGAUCCUUUAAAAAUAUUGGCACAACCUACAGGAUAUGGUGUUCAUAAAAAGAAAAUUACACAUUUGCCACCAGAAGAAAGUUUAAUUAAACCUGAAGAUUUGGCAGAAAUAGAAUCUUUCAAAAUCAAAGCUGAUGAACACAUUACAUAUAUUGUCAACAAAGUAGAAAAAUCUCUAGAGGAUAAAGAUAACAAAAAAAAACCAUUCAAGCCAUAUAAAACAACCAAGUCCAAUGUACAUGAUCCAGAAAAAGAAAAACAAAGAAAACGGAAUAAACAUUGGGAAGUUACAGCAGCAACACCACCACUUAUUGUUCAUGGUGCAGCAAAGAUUAUAAAUUUAAAUGAAUCCCUAAAAAUACAAAAAGAACAAGCUGAAACAUUUCAAAAAAUUCAAGCUAAACAUGCAGCAGAAAGAUUAGGUGAACAACUUGGUUUACAUAAUAUUGGCCCUCCACCUAAUAAUGUAACUGAUUAUCGUCUGCAACAUGAUAAAGAAUCUGAUUCUCUCACUUCAGAAGAUGAAGAAAAUGAAGUACACGAUGAAGAAGAUAAUGAUAAAGGGGGAACUGUUGUUUUUACAGUAGAUAGUAUAGAAAGUUAAUUUAUUUUGUAAUGUAUAUA
This is a messenger RNA of Eufriesea mexicana, 1007 nucleotides long. It is a transcript of the gene Polr2M, whose product is annotated as RNA polymerase II subunit M. Gene Ontology annotation, biological process: transcription elongation by RNA polymerase II; intracellular signal transduction. The transcript has 4 exons. The record is from RefSeq and is a predicted model, not a curated record. NCBI's taxonomy places the organism in Eukaryota, Metazoa, Arthropoda, Insecta, Hymenoptera, Apidae. Gene Ontology annotation, molecular function: transcription elongation factor activity. Gene Ontology annotation, cellular component: intracellular anatomical structure; nucleus. The coding region runs from base 1 to 987 and encodes 328 amino acids.